UGGGAGGUGUAGCUGCCUGUGAAAAAGUAAUACGCAAAAGGACAAAGGCAUUGAUAUAUGCAUAAAAAUGAGUCACGGCAUGUUAAGGCAUGUGAAUAUGAAGCGUCCCCUGUAUGGUGGUGGCAAUCAACCUCCUAAAUACAUCUACAGGUAUGGAUUGGUAAACCCUAUGGUGGACCCACUUAAUCAACAUCUAAAUCGGUUCUACAAUACCCAUGCAUAUGUUAACCCCCAGGAGAUGAUCCAGGCCAAAGAUAUAGACAGUCAAAUAAAGACAAGCCUUUUAAGAUUUUUUAUGGAUAAUAACAGUGAACAUAUUGAGCUUUUAAACAUUGGUAGCUCAUUUGAAGACUUAAAAGUAGGAAGAGCUGAUGAAUUUGAUCAUGUCAUCAUACGAAAUAAUGAGCGUGUUUCUUUACCCAGGGAAAUUUAUGACAUCGAUAAAAAGGGUUACUGUUCCCUGAAGCAAUCAAGUCUGCAACGUGUUCCUGUUCAAAUGAACACUGCAACGAGAACAAGUAUGAACAGAUAUAGCCCUUAUCAGAGAUCACCUAUGGCUAGACAUAUACAUAAGCUAGCUUUCACGCGACCUACCAUGGUUUAUGAAACAAUUUCAGCAGGAGAUACACAUAGUUUUUUCCACAGUUUCUUCCAACAGUGGUUGAACAGUUUCCACUGUGGACGAAAUGACGGCAAAACAAUAACAAUGUUCAUUAAAGGAGUGGUCUAUGAUGUCACCUUGGAGACGAGUGGACCUGCCUUCACAGUGAUCCUCAAGCAGCCACAAAAUGAUGCCUCAAAAAUAAGCAUUGAUUUUUCUCCUGCAUGCAGAUUUAGAGACAAAUUGCUUGUUGCUAAACCACAUCCGAAAUUAAAGGACAGACAAAUGCUACGUGCCGAUACAGUCAAGAGUCUGGAGGAAAGAUGGUUGAUCUCUGCUUGUAGAGAAGAAGCAAAAGCAUACCAGGUAAUGAGGAGUGGAGUUCAAACUAAAGUGGUCAAAAUAAUGAAAGCAAUAAGACUGCGUCGUCAGCAAUGGCAGUGUAUUAGCUCGUACUGUUUCAAAACAAUAAUGCUGUAUCUAAACCGUGACAAUCCCGAUGUACGUCUGUGGAUGGAAUCAAAACUAACUGAACGAUUUGUAGAUAUGUUAGAGGCAUUUUACUAUGUCUGUAGCACCGGAAAUCUUCCAUGUUUCUUCAACCAACAAAUCAAUGUCUUGGAAGACAUCGACAGCCAGGCUUUGAAAAGCAUAGCUUUAGACAUAAGGCAAGGUAUAGACAAGUGUAUUUCGAAUAAUGAUGCAGGUUUUCUGCAUCACUUUCAAUUAAAUGAAUAACUAGAAAAGACAAUGUAUUUUGCACUUACACACAUUCUCAAACACCAAGUAUAUGACAAAAAAUGUGCCUAAAAUAUAUGUACAUGUACUGUAUACAUAAAAUGGAGGUGCAAAACCAUCUACUGUGUAACAAAGUGAUCUUGUAUACGUGUAUAUAAUAUGUUAUUUAUUUAAGAUACUAUGUAAUUGCACGAACAUGAAAUGGUUGAACAUAAAACACAUACCGUACAUAGCUUCCCCUCUGACCUCCUUCAAAAAUAUCAAACACUAAGCCCUUCAAUAACCCCCCUUGACAUUGCAUACAUUACUUACUGGGGCCCACUGUGAGGCAUGCCACUGUGCCUUGCACUCUGCUUUAUCAUUGUCACACAUCCUGACAGUCUCUGGCUUCCUGCCACUCUCGCAUUCAUCAUCUGAGUGGACCACACCAUUCCUGCUCACACACUUCACCUGCCUUGUCUGCAUAGAGUGGCCACAUACACCAGAGCACUGCAAUUUAGAAGAAUAUAACAAGUAAAGUAAUAGCAAGGCUUGAGUAAGACCUAAAGCGAUGCUUAUUUAAUUUAGGGGGAUUUAAUACAUGUACAUACAGUACUUUGGACUGAAUUUCAACUCAAUAAAUUUUGGAGGCAUUUGCCUCAAAAAGCUCAAGCGUGCCCCAGACAAUAACAUUUUGGUAAAAUUAUUAAAGUGGUCACCCCCUGAACACUUAGUACAGGGUAAGCAAUAAGCAACAAUCUUAUGAAGUAUAACGACAAUAAAUUAAGCUGAUAAACUUGGCAGUGACUUGAAUUCAUCAUGACCUUAGGAUGGCAUCACAAUUGAUUUAUAGAUCUAAAUAGAGGUAAUGUCACAAAAGCUGAUUUGAACUGUACAGUUAUAAACUAGAGACCAUUCAUUGUUGAGUUUGUAAAUAUGCAUACAUGGAUUUGUAUAUGAGUAUGUUGUAACGAUCAUAAUAAAUAUUAUACAUCUUAAAAUUCAAACACAUGUUAUGAUGUAUAUAAUAUCAUUGACUG
This is a messenger RNA of Owenia fusiformis, 2358 nucleotides long. The record is from the annotation of a GenBank genome assembly. Lineage: Eukaryota; Metazoa; Annelida; Polychaeta; Sabellida; Oweniidae.